Molecule: messenger RNA, 1469 nt
Organism: Ornithodoros turicata
Lineage: Eukaryota; Metazoa; Arthropoda; Arachnida; Ixodida; Argasidae
Product: abasic site processing protein HMCES-like
Exons: 8
Coding region: 154-1320 (388 amino acids)
Biological process (GO): DNA damage response
Molecular function (GO): single-stranded DNA binding
Source: RefSeq, a predicted model, not a curated record
GUGACAUGGUCGUUAUAAUUUAGUAGGUCGUGGGCACAGCACAGUCACAGCGUCACAGCACAGCCUUUUGGCCUUUUGUAGCGGAGCGCCGGAGCUUUGACGCAGACGACGGCUAGCUACGGCUCCAUCCAAAGCAAACCGACGCAGACUCACAUGCGCAGUCGUGUGUGCCUGUGGCGCGUCUUCAAAAGUGCCCUUUCAUUUCGACCAAGUGACCAAAGCCUUUGCUGUACUAAUGCAAUAUCAGUAAUGUGUGGAAGGACAGCAUGCAACCUGAGUCCCGGUGCCCUUCAAAGCGCCUGUUGCUACAGAGGACCCUCUGGAAGUACUAUCACUCCUCAGUGGGCAGAUGUAAACAAAACAGCUUCUUACCGAGCUUCAUAUAACAUUGCACCUAAAGCAUACAACCCAGUCUUGCUGAAUGGUUGUCACCUGAAGGGUUCAGCAUGCUCUGGACGAGUGCUUGCCCCUCUCCACUGGGGACUGGUUCCUUCCUGGUUUAAAGGAGAUCCACGGACAUUUCGGGCAAAUACGAUUAAUUGUCGCUUGGAGGAAUGCUCGGAGAAGUGCACCUACCGAACUGCCAUUGAGAAGAACCAGCGCUGUGUCGUCCUUGCAGAGGGGUUUUUUGAAUGGGCUACAGAGAGCACUGGUACUCGACAGCCCUAUUUUGUGUACUUUGAACAACCAGAAUGGAUAUCGAUGUCUGACCGCUUCUGGGACAGCCCUGAAGAUCCUGAGAAACUUAUGAAAGAUGAAAAGUGGCUAGGUCCACGGCUCUUAACGAUGGCUGGAUUGUAUGACAUUUCUGCCUUGCAGGAUGACUUUUUAAGUUACACUGUGCUGACAAUGGCUGCACCAAAACGGAUGGAGUGGUUGCACAGCAGAGUCCCUGUCAUUCUCGACGGCGAUGAUGCAGUCUCACAGUGGUUGGAUCCAUCACUUUCAUUCAAAAAUGUGACUGCAUCUUUGGUUUUCCCGGAGAACAUCCUUUGGCAUCCUGUAUCCAAGGAAGUGGGGAAUGUAAUGAACAACACAGUUGACUGUGUUCUUCCACUUAAGAACAGGAAGCUGACGGCAAGAAAACCAACCAUGAUGGACACCUGGCUGAAACGUUCUGUGUUGUCCACUGCCAAGAAAAGUGGUCAAAUUGUCCAAGAGGUACCCAGCCAUACACUGACAAAGUGCACAGGGAGCAUUUCAACUGCACUUCAGAAACCAGUGUCUGCACAAACACAACACUCUGGAUCUGAUGGAUCUUCAGAUGCACGUGCUGCAAAGGCUCCAAAGUUAGAGCCAUCAAACGUACCGACAAAUUAAUAUUUGUGCUGGAGACUUGUAGAGAAGUUUUAGCUUCUGCAUGUGCAUAAUGGUAUGCGUGUGAGUCUGUCGUCCAUUUGCUUGAACCAUUGCCCAACCUGGUUUCCACACAUAGUAUACUUGGAAAAUACAUGACUGCUUUGUGUUGA